Molecule: messenger RNA, 819 nt
Organism: Cuscuta campestris
Lineage: Eukaryota; Viridiplantae; Streptophyta; Magnoliopsida; Solanales; Convolvulaceae
Source: the annotation of a GenBank genome assembly
GUAUAUGGAGGUGGAGGCUGGAGGUGUAUAUAAAGGAGCAGCCAUAGCCUUCACAUUUGCAAUCAUUCAUAUAUCCAAUUAAUAAUAAUCAAAAUAUAAAUAAAUAAAUAGAUAGAUAUAUAUGGCUGCUACUAGAACUUCUACUUCAAGCUCUCAAGGAGGUUCUGGCGACGGCGGCACGUAUUGGAGUGCAAGAGAGAACAAGGCGUUCGAGGAGGCACUGGCGGUGUACGACAAGAACACGCCAGACCGGUGGUACAACGUGGCGAAGGCCGUGGGAGGCGGGAAGACGGAGGAGGAGGUGAAGAGGCAUUACCAAAUCCUCGUGAGGGAUGUCAACCGCAUUGAGUCCGGCCGCGUCCCCUUCCCCAACUAUACCACCACCACCACACGCCCCUCCUCUUAGUCUCAUCAUCAUCAGAUCAUCUCACUCAUUUUUUAAAAUUUUUUAUAUUAAGUUAAUAAUUAUUAUUAUUAUUAUAAAAAUACAAAUAAAAAUAAUUAUAAUCUCAUAAUUAUAAUAAUAAUAAGAGCAGGGAUCUUUUGACAACGGGUGUCGAUCGUAAUGUCAUGACGCGGGGAUUAUUUGAGAGGCUGGUGUACUAUGUUUUGUUAGAUCUGAUAUGAUGUGAUAUCUCCUCUACGAAAAAAUUCGUUGUCCUCUACCAUGACCCGCUCUAGUGUACGUGUGACAUUUUUUUUGGAACAAGUCGGUUCGACUUGAAGGUCUUAUGGUGCUUUGUUAGAUUUUAAUAAAGUGAUUCCUACCUGCAACCCUCUCUAGUGUUUCAUGUUUUCUAUGGGGUUGGGGUAGAGGGG